This is a messenger RNA of Rhagoletis zephyria (snowberry fruit fly), 2676 nucleotides long. NCBI's taxonomy places the organism in Eukaryota, Metazoa, Arthropoda, Insecta, Diptera, Tephritidae. The record is from RefSeq and is a predicted model, not a curated record.
AUGUCGCAGAAUAAGUUUCAACUGAAGUUUACAGUUCUGAAUGCUAAGCUCUCAAGCAGUUCCGUCUUUAAGCCUGACCCUUAUGUAGCGCUCACCGUGGACAACUCCUCAACCAGCACGCAAAAAACUGAUUACAAUCGCUCUACAAAUAAUCCGGAGUGGAAUGAAACGUUUUAUCUCUCGGUAUCGCCUUACUCUCAAAUAUCUCUCAAAGUAUUCAACCGUAACUCGUUGAAAAAGGAUGUCUUGAUUGGAGAAGCAGUUCUUGACAUCUUUGAUGUUCUACGCAAAAAUAAUGGAACUUUUAAUAAAUUAAAACUCGCCUUAACACUAAAGCUUCCACCUAAUAACCACAAGUCAAUUAUUUCUAAUCGCGGACCAAGCAACUUGUCUAUUAGUCUAGAUGGUUUAGUCGUGGACAUGUCCCAGUUUCCUGAGAAGGAACUUUCCAGUCUUGAAGAUCGACAAAGUGAUACAACGAUUGCUGCAAGCACCAUAACUCCGUCUACUUCAUCUUUAAACUUUGAUUCUCAGCCUAGUACAUCUACAGUAUACGAAACCAACAAUGUGAUUGCUGAAAUUACUAGCUCAUUGCCCAAGUGGUCAGUGAAAGAUCCGCUCUCUUCAUCAGCUGCCGCUGCAGCCGCCGCUGCUCCGGUGGCGACGGCGGCGAAUGCUCCAACUGCAAAUGUUCCAGCUGUAGCAGUUAAUCCAGCUCCUACAGCAGUCAAUUCCACUGCAGUUGCAAGUGUACUUCCGCCGGCAAACUUGCCUGGCAGUAGUGCCAGCGCAAAUGAACAACAUCCAUCAGUUAGCCCUUCUCGAACUCCGUCUGCACCUAUGCCUUCCACUUCGGGGACCACUCCUCCAAUGACUAAUGGGCAGCCGCCGAAUCGAUCCAAUGCUCCAGCAGCGCCAGUUGAAGAGGCUCUUCCUGCUGGCUGGGAGAUUCGGUUUGACUCCUAUGGGAGGAAAUACUAUGUUGAUCACAAUUCCAAGUCUACGACAUGGCAGCGACCAUUACCUCUACCCAGUGGUUGGGAAAUGCGAAAAGACAAUAAAGGACGCAUCUACUACGUCGAUCAUAAUACCAGAACCACAACAUGGCAGCGACCAACUCCUGAACAUGUGCGCAACUAUCAACACUGGCAAUCUCAGCAAGGUACAGUCAUGCAGCAGUGUGGGCAGCGAUUCCUCUACGACCAAUCAGGAAAUGGAGCCGUAGCUAAUGGCCUUACCAAUGGACAAGCGCCUGAAGAGGAGGCAUCUCCGCUGCCUGAAGGCUGGGAAAAGAGAACGGAUCCCAACGGCCGGGUGUACUAUGUGAAUCACAAAAACAAGACAACCCAAUGGGAAGAUCCCAGAACACAAGGAAAGGAAACUCCACCCCUCGCUGAGUUGGCCUUGCCUCAGGGCUGGGAGAUCAAAUACACUCCAGAUCAUCAGCAAUAUUUUGUGGACCACAACACGAAGACGACCACCUUCCAAGACCCACGAAAGGCGAACGGACAGUAUGGAGUGCCCGCCACCUAUGAGCGGUCGUUCCGGUGGAAGUUGACGCAGUUUAGAUACCUGUGUCUUUAUAAUGCCUUGCCCAGUCACAUCAAAAUUCAAGUUUCCCGAACAAACAUAUUUGAAGAUUCAUUUCACGCAAUAAUGCGAGUGCCUCCACACGAAUUACGAAGACGACUAUUUAUUACCUUCCGAGGUGAAGAAGGACUCGACUACGGUGGCAUUGCCCGAGAGUGGUUCUUCCUUCUCUCUCACGAGGUCCUCAAUCCAAUGUACUGCUUGUUUGAGUAUGCAAGCAAGAACAACUAUUCCCUUCAGAUUAACCCGGCAAGUUCUGUUAAUCCUGAUCAUCUUCUGUACUUUCGAUUCAUUGGCCGAUUUAUUGCAAUGGCACUUUUCCAUGGAAAGUUUAUCUACUCUGGAUUUACGCUUCCCUUCUACAAGCGAAUGCUAGGAAAGAAGCUAGUGAUGAAGGACAUUGAGUCUAUUGAUCCAGAGUUUUACAACUCCUUAAAAUGGAUAAAAGAAAACUCUGUCGAUGAUUGUGGUCUUGACCUGUACUUUUCGGUAGACUUCGAAGUACUUGGACAGAUCCAGUCGCAUGAACUAGUUCCAAACGGUGGUGAUCUACGCGUCGACGAUGAAAACAAGGAAGAGUAUCUGCGACUAAUGACUGAUUGGCGAUUCAGCCGAGGUCAAGAAGAGCAAACUAAGGCGUUCUUGGACGGAUUCAACGAGGUGCUGCCUCUUGAGUGGCUGCACUACUUUGACGAACGCGAGCUGGAGCUUUUGCUCUGUGGCAUGCAGGAGAUUGACAUUGAAGAUUGGCAGCGAAACACCAUUUUCCGACACUACACUCGCAACUCUCGGCAGAUCAUCUGGUUCUGGCAGUUUGUUAAAGAAGAGUGCGACAAUGAAAAGCGCGCUCGUCUACUUCAGUUUGUAACAGGCACAUGCCGUGUUCCGGUCGGCGGCUUCUCCGAGCUAAUGGGCUCCAAUGGUCCGCAACGGUUCUGCAUUGAGAAAGUCGGCAAAGAGAACUGGCUACCGCGAAGUCAUACUUGUUUUAAUAGAAUUGACCUUCCACCGUACAAAUCUUAUUCGCAAUUAGUGGAAAAGUUGAACUUUGCAAUUGAAGAAACUGAGGGAUUUUCACAAGAAUAA